Tribolium castaneum (red flour beetle) is the source of this 1107-nucleotide messenger RNA. RefSeq names its product paramyosin. The coding region runs from base 116 to 1093 and encodes 325 amino acids. The record is from RefSeq and is a predicted model, not a curated record. The transcript is spliced from 7 exons. NCBI's taxonomy places the organism in Eukaryota, Metazoa, Arthropoda, Insecta, Coleoptera, Tenebrionidae.
UACCCAUUACUGACUGCAAGUGUGAAACGGGCUUUAGUUAAAAGAAAACUAAAUCAAGGGGGUAAACGUCAAAAAAAACGAUUGUUGUGUCAUUGUUGCAAACACAGGUUUUGGGAUGGAGUGCGAAAGCGAAAUCGCCCAAUUAAGGGAAAGGGUUAAAGGGAGCCGAACUGGGGUCGAUGUUGAGAAGUUUGAAUUGUGUCAUCGCGAGAUCCGAAAUGAAUUGCUACUAAAACGGAGUCAAGUGGUGCAGCUGAAGAAAGAGCUCGAUAAUUCUAAUUCUAAAGUUUUCGAGUUGAGCCGACAAUUGGAGGCCAAUAAAUCAAUAUUAAAAGAAACAGAAUUUAGCCUGAAACUGGCGCUAAAUAAAUCGAAAAUACUUGAGGAAAAAAUGAAGGAAAUUAACGAGUCCCACACCACUUUAAAAUUAAAAGAAGAGAUGAGGAUGUCUGAAACGCAAAUUUUGAACGAGAAUAUUCAAAAAAUUGCGCACGAAAAACAGUGCCUAGCGCGGGAAGUUGAAGACUUGAAGGACAAAUUGAAAUAUUCCCGUGCUUUUCAAGAUGAACUUGAAGAUAGACAGUGUAAAAUUAAUGCGCUGACUGCGAAAAUUAGAGAGAGUACAGAUAAAUUGGAAAAUGAACACCAGUUUGUUGAAGAACUUAAUAAAAAGUCACAAAGUGCUGAAGAAUUUAAAAAUGCGUGUCACUUGCUGAGUCAAGAGAAUUCUAAAUUGAGGAAUGAAUACAUUAAAUUGGAAAAUGCGUACAUUGAAAACUAUGCAAAAUACGAAACAUUGAAUAAUUGGAUAACUCGACAAAAGACAACUAAUCAGUGGAAUAUUUUGGAAAAAAUCAAAUUUCUUCAGUCGGAAAGUUACUGUAAAAACCUCCAACAAAAAAACUCCGAAUAUGAGCAAACCAUUGCCAAACUCAGCCGCACUCUGGACCAGGAAAUCGAAGCAAACUCUAAACUGAUUUUGCAGAAUGAAGCCUACGAAGAUCGCAUUCGCGAUCUUGAAGAAAAGCUUCAUAUGGUUAAAAUCGAGAAGAAGGAACGAGAGUUGGAUGAGGAUGUUAUUGAAAUUGAAUAAAAUCAUAAACAGUU